This is a messenger RNA of Sparassis crispa, 759 nucleotides long. RefSeq lists its product as hypothetical. The transcript has 2 exons. Lineage: Eukaryota; Fungi; Basidiomycota; Agaricomycetes; Polyporales; Sparassidaceae. The record is from RefSeq and is a predicted model, not a curated record. Bases 1 to 759 code for a protein of 252 amino acids.
AUGUCAUCUCUCAACAUUUGUGGUUUCUUCUGCCUGGCUUCUGGGCAUUGUGUGUCUAGCACGAAGCCCAAUUCUACAUUUAAGACCUAUUAUUGCAUCUACGACACCACAGUCCAGUGUGCAUCUGCCGCUGCUGUUGGUGCUGAACUGCGUAUCUAUAGCCCGAUGAAUGAUGUCAUCCUCACUGACAACAUGAUUGCAUUGGUGUUUGCAAGAGCUCAUAUCCUCUCCAGUGGUGGUACAGUUCUUCUUGAGGCAUCUCACCUUUAUCCCUUUCCCCAUGAUCUGAGUAGUGAUAGCUAUGAAGAUACGAUUGCGAAUGUUCCAUCUGCAUUCAUUUUUGGUGUUGGGACUGUUGGUGGAGGGUAUGGCAUGCUUGAACGUCCGGCCAAGUUCAGUGAUGCUCCCGUGGAGAAGAUCAAGGUAUUUGACAUUAACAUAUCGGACUAUGUCCGCAACAGUACGAGGCUGUCUAUUAUGCAACUCAUGCAAGUAGGCCCGCACUGGAUGAAUGCUCGGGUUCCGAUUGCGGGAUCUACUGUGCACUUUUUCGGUCCAUGCUGGUUGAUUGACCCUACUGGGAAGAUUGCAAUUAGCAUCGAGUCUAUCGUUAUGAACCUUGGUGGACCUUCGGUGCCUCCCCAAGUUGCACCUCCUCCUGACUUCAGUUCACCUUCGAAGUGCAAGUGCUAUGUAGCAUUUCCAUCCACUACAUCAUCAUCUGUUCUCUCCGCGCAGCCUGGUACUUUGGCUAUGUGA